AUUGAAGUCAGACAUAAUGAGACAUGCUGCGUCUUCUGAUCAUUUUAAGUUUGCUUAGAGGAGCUUAUCUUGCAGAAAUUAUAGCACGAGGAGACACUGGUGUUGAGUUUGGUCAGGAUGCUUCAUUCUCUUGUACGCUGCCAGACGCAUCUGCUGUCAAACAAGUCACGUGGCAGCGGGUGCGUGACCAGGAACCGGUACAAACUCUGGCUACAUACAGCGCGCUCUUCAACGAUUAUGUGGAUGAUCAGUAUGUCGGAAAGGUCAUUUUCACCACGGCAUCAGUUAAUUCUUCAUCCAUUGAGAUCAAAAACACAACAUUUGAUGACGAGGCUUGCUACAUUUGUUCCUUCAAAGUGUACCCAUUCCAACCUAAACGACAAACCUUGUGCCUCACUGUUAAAGGUAUUUCAGAAAUAACAGCAUCAGUGAACCCUGCACUCAGUUCUGAUCCAGAUGUUGUAGUCUCAUGUUCAGCUACUGGUAAACCAACUCCAACUAUACACUGGAAAUCUGCAGAGAAAGAGCUGGACAACUUUUCAAGUAAUUUUACAACUCUGAAUAAAGACAGCUCAACCACCGUUACAAGCAACCUCACGCUUCCACUCUCACAGUUUCAUGGGCUGUAUGUGGAAUGUGUUGCUAAGAGUGACAGCAUGGAGAAGAGCAUCCGAAUCAAUGUGUCUGAAGUAGAAAAUAAAGAGAAUAAAGUCACAUUAAGAAAUUAUAUCAUUCCCAUACUGGUUGUGGUUAUCAUGAGUAUUGCCAUUAUUGCUGCCUAUCUUCACUCAAAGUUAAAUGAUAAAGUUCAAGAAUAUGCUUGUCUGGUUUGAACUUCUGCGCAGCUGCUACUUUAUUCAUAAUUUACUAAUCUUUCUGAUGCAUUUUUUUUUUCAUCUGCUAAAAAAAAUCACUUCCUGUUUACAUUCGUGAAUAAGCACAUUUUUUAUAUAAUGGUAUAAAUAAUACCUGUUCACCUGAGAAAGUCUGUAUUUUUCACAGUUUCUUCAUCCUGCAUCUGCAUUUUAAGUUCUUUCUUGUAACAUUCUGUAUUCUUUAUUGUUGUGAGAUUUGUCUUUAGGAUUUUAAAUAGGUCUGUUAACGGCAGCUCUCUGAGUAAUUUGCUCAGCUUUAAUCAGUAAAAUGCUAUAAGCUUUAAGCUGUUUGGUAUAUAUUUUGUUUGUACCAAUUCAGAAUAAGUAUAUCAAAUAGAAUAGAUUUGUUUGUUUUUGUGGAUUUAUUGUUCAUUUUAAACACACGCGCACACACA
Molecule: messenger RNA, 1270 nt
Organism: Carassius carassius (crucian carp)
Lineage: Eukaryota; Metazoa; Chordata; Actinopteri; Cypriniformes; Cyprinidae
Product: OX-2 membrane glycoprotein-like
Exons: 5
Coding region: 24-833 (269 amino acids)
Molecular function (GO): cell-cell adhesion mediator activity
Source: RefSeq, a predicted model, not a curated record